This is a messenger RNA of Diaporthe citri, 633 nucleotides long. RefSeq lists its product as uncharacterized. The record is from RefSeq and is a predicted model, not a curated record. Bases 1 to 633 code for a protein of 210 amino acids. The transcript has 3 exons. NCBI's taxonomy places the organism in Eukaryota, Fungi, Ascomycota, Sordariomycetes, Diaporthales, Diaporthaceae.
AUGAACUUUAGCACCCUGAGAGACAUUUACUUGGAGGAGAGCCUUCGUGUUCUCGGCCACGGGAAUCCAGAUCCUUUCACGGUAAUUGCAGGCCUGAAAAAGCUGGCGAGGUCAGGCAGCGCCGAUGCUGCCUUCACACACUACCAGCAUCGGAUCAAGUGCCUGGUCCAGGUGCGGGAAUCCCUCGCUUUCUGGGAGGAGAGUAUCGGCGCCGAGGCCUUCGACAAGAAGCACGCCCGAUCGCGAGAUGUGCGGCAUGAGUACUUGAAGCACACAUUCCGACUAGUCUACGUCAUCGCCGACCUCUCGUUCCCCGAGAGCCUUCGGGAAUAUACCGAGGAGAUGUCCGAGGUUUUGAAACAGGGCGAUCUGCAGCAACACUUCAUCCUCGACAGCGAGGUCACCUAUGCCCGUUCCAAGGAGCGGACAAGAGCAGGGCUGACCUCACCCCACCACCAAUGCCCGAGACGUUUCGUGCCACAUGGACUGCGGAAGUUGACGCCGCACUUUUACUACAACCCGGACUUGUAUGGCCAUCUGCAAGUGGCCAAUGAGGCCUGCAUAAAGCAGCGAAAAGAUCACCCCGAAGUAUUUCUGAAUCUGGGGAGGCUCAACACGUGGGACAUCCAGUGA